AUGGGUCAAAAAGCCAAAUAUCUAACGUUGGCAGAAAAAACAGCUGCAUUGCGCAGACAAAAGGCGAACUAUGCACAGUCUAAGAGGGGGAAAGCUACUCGUCGACUUCGACAUUCUCAAAACUAUGCCAAAGCACACAGUCGCAAAGGCUCGUCAAAGCCACCCCUAGCAUCAUCCCAGCUUCCACCCCUGCCUCGAGUUCUCAUCAAUCUAGCAAACGCCUCCCUUCCAGAUGGUGAUCUAUUUCGUUGCGCUUCCCAAAGUGCUGACAACCUCGAUGAAUCGGAGCUCCCACAAUGGGACAAUAAUCCCCCCUACGCUAUGCCUCCUCCAUCCGACACUCCAGCAGAGGUUCGAUUCACAGAAAACCUUGUGCAGGUCAUGCACGGCCGUAACUCACGCUUAGAGAAGGAGCAGCUACAACAACGUGCACGGAAGUACAAUGCAGGAAGGCCAGAUCUUUGUACAGAGUUGAAAUGUGCUAUUGGCGUGCUGCUGGGAGAGUGGUCGUUGCUCAGCGAAGCUAUCAAAGAGAUGAAGCUCCUUGCUCUGGAGGUGGACAAUACACAAGACCCAAUGACCGACACCCGAGGGCCUAUGAAUUGGUAUGAUCCAUACAUCCUUGGCCCAAUAUUUAGUCCGUGA
Suillus subalutaceus is the source of this 645-nucleotide messenger RNA. RefSeq lists its product as uncharacterized. The coding region runs from base 1 to 645 and encodes 214 amino acids. The record is from RefSeq and is a predicted model, not a curated record. Lineage: Eukaryota; Fungi; Basidiomycota; Agaricomycetes; Boletales; Suillaceae. The transcript has 3 exons.